CACUAAUAUAUUGCAUAAGCUUACUAUAUUUCUAUAUGUUACGUCAUUUAUAGAAAAUCUAGAGGCUGAAGAAAUCUUUCCAAUUCGAGACCUUCAUUUCAGGAGAACCUCUUCCCCCACAAAAAUGUUUUUCCUCCACAGAUUUAAUUUUUUUUGCAAAACUUGUCUUCCUGUUUUCCUCAGAAAAAAAAAGAGGAAUUAAUAAAAAAAAUCCCCCGAUGAAAUUUCCAUGAAUUUUUCUUAAUUUCUAUCAACCUGUUGGAGUUCCAUAAACUCUGUGGAUUCCAACAGUCCAUCCAAUCCAGCGAAAAGCAGAUUCCCCCAAGUUAAAACACAUUCGCCACCUGUUUGAAGAAUUGCCCAAAAGAGAAAUUCAUCUUAUCCCAACCUUUCCCUGAUCAAAAUUGCAAUCUUUAUUCAUUAUCGGAAGGAAAGGGGAUGGCUAGUAUCAGAAGCUCUUCUAGGGCGCCAUCGAUUGCCUCUUCGCAUCAGUCUCCGGCAAGAUCAGACGAUCAUAAAAUCGCGCAGUGCACCGUAAGUUGCGUGUAUCAGACACACAUCGCCGGCUACUGGCGCAAUGUGACUGCUAUGUGGAGCAAGAACAUCAUCGCGAACUCACUCUCCAUCUCUGUGGAAAGCGUGGAGCGUGAUCGAGUUUGCACAUGCAAGCUCGAGCUUAAACCUUGGUAUUUUUGGUCAAGAAAAGGAAGCAAAACUUUCAUGGUCGAUGAGAAUCAGCUUGAGCUCUACUGGGAUUUACGAUCAGCCAAAUUCUCCGGCCCCGAGCCGAGUAAAGACUUCUACGUUGCGUUGGUCUUCGAGGAGGAGGUCGUGCUGUUGCUCGGUGACAUGGAGAAGAAGGCGCAUAAAGCGACCAAAGCUCGGCCUUCGUCGGUGGAAGCACUGAUGUAUUACAAAGAGGAGCAUGUGUUUGGCAAGAAGUCCUUCUCCACGAGGCUGAGGUUCGAUGAGAGCAAGGAGCACGACGUGGUGGUGGAGAGCUCGACCGCGGGGGAUAAGGAUCCGGAGAUGUGGAUUAGCAUAGAUGGGAUUGUGUUGAUACACAUUAGGAAUUUGCAGUGGAAAUUCAGGGGAAACCAGACCGUGGUGGUGAACAAGCAUACGGUGCAGGUCUUGUGGGAUGUAUACGCGUGGCUGUUCUGCCCGCCUGGGGCAGAUCACGGCCUCUUCAUCUUUAAGCCGGGUGACGAGGGGGACGGUAAUGGUGAGGGCGACAGUCAGUGUGAUGGGAGCGACUGCAGCGGCCCCAGCAUGUACUACUCCGCGAGGGGAUACUCAAAAACCGCGGAGACGUGCUACUUUCUGUACGCGUGGAAGACCGAGUGAGUGAUGAAAAGAGGCUUCAAAGAGGCAAAAGGGGGAUGGAAAAGGCAAAGUGGUGCAAUCUUGUGAGGAUUAACACUUCGACCAAAGGACUGACGGGCUGAUCUUGACCUAUAAAUGCCAAGGGAAAAACUCUGUAUGCAAACAUGGCUGGCUGCCCCCAUUUUUGAGAAUAAGAAAUCAAGAUAUCUUGAGUUACACCAAAUCUUUUUCAUGUAUUAAUACACCAUUUUUUAUUCAAUAUAGUCCGUUACAAAUGACUGAUUCUACCUUGUGUUUGCUCCAUACGUCGAAUGAGUGCAGGGCUGCCUUCACAACAAGUUUUGAAGCUACAGAAAUCUAUACAAGUUGCAACAGAAGAUCACCUAUUUGUUUGUUUCAGGCAAGUUAGAAAUGUAAAUAAACACCGAAGAUAUAUGAUGGAAAUCGAUGAUUGCUGAAAAUUUUGUGACAAAGGGCAGCACUUUGGUUACUACUUUCAUUACCAUAAACUGCUAUCCCAUCUUCAUCAGUACCCUCAUCAUCAUUUCAUCCAGCAGGUUAUCUUAGAAGGUAAUACAAAUGUUAUUAAUAUUAUGGGAAUAUGAAUGUGUGUAUCUAUGUUUUUUUCUGUCUAAAUUCAGUUUGGAUUACUUAAAGAUUAUGCUGCAUUUGGUCA
Salvia splendens (bonfire salvia) is the source of this 2002-nucleotide messenger RNA. RefSeq lists its product as uncharacterized. Lineage: Eukaryota; Viridiplantae; Streptophyta; Magnoliopsida; Lamiales; Lamiaceae. Bases 439 to 1347 code for a protein of 302 amino acids. The transcript is spliced from 2 exons. The record is from RefSeq and is a predicted model, not a curated record.